CAUCUCAUCAUCUCACAUAUCACCACCACCAAAAUUUUCGAGGAAGGACGGAGAUACUCAUAGCACAAUCCUACCUGCCUUAAUUAGUGCCUUGCCGCUGAAAAACAUUAAGAAUCGCAGAUGGGCACCAUCACGUGCGAGCUGGAAUCGUCGUACGCCGCCACGGCCGGCGCCGGCGCCGGCAAGGCCAGGCUUGACGGCAAGUUGGGCGUCCCGCCGCGCGAGCAGCGCUGGUUCGCCUUCGCCGGCGACAGCAAGGGCAAGGGCAGGAGGCUUGGGGGCGGCGGUCGAGGCGGCGCUGCGGACGGAUCAUGGUACGGCGGCCGGUUCCUUCGCCGUCGAACCGGCGGCGGCAUGCAGGUCUUCGUGAGGACCCUGGGCGGGAGGAGCCUGGCCCUGGACGUCAGCCCGUCGGACACCGUCGACGCGGUGAAGGCCUGGGUCCAGGCGAGGGAGCGCGUCGCGGCGGCGGACCAGCGCCUCGUCUUCGCCGGGAGGGAGCUCGGUGACGGCCGCCGCACCCUCGCCGAGUACGGUGUCGGGAAGGAGGCCAACCUGUUCCUCCACCGCCGCCUCCGCGGCGGCGCUGGAGGAGGCGCCGGCGCCGCCGGCUCGCGCCGGGCAACGACAGCAGCCGCCGGCGUCCUCGCCGCCGUGGUCGCGAUCGGCGCGGCGCUCGCCUACUUCUCGGUCCCAGCUGCAGCUGCGGCGGCGGCGGCAGGCGCCAGCGGCAUGACCCUGUCCCUCGCCGUCCUCCUCCUCGCGUGGGCGCUCGCCAUGGCCGGAGUGAACCUGAUCACGGCCGGCGUCUUCCUGGCCGGCAGAGCCGAGACUGUUCGGUGCGCCGUGCAGUCCGCCGUGGUCGGCAAGGCGUCCGCCUUUGUCCGCCGGAACCUCGCUGUCGUCGGAGUCGCGGCUGCCUCGUCGGCGGCGACAGGAGUCAUCUUCGGCGGCGGUGACCGGACACUCUGUUUCGUUAGCUUUGCUCUGUUCCUGGUCGCCAUGUCUCUCGUUACCAUCGGCGUAGCGAACUGUGCUCGCUGACGAGCUUUGGACGCUGAGCUGCUCGUCGUCGAUGCUGAAUUGCUGAUGGUCUCCAAAGCCUUUGGGUAAGAAUAAUCGAGGCAGGAAGAGCUUGCGUGAUCUUUGUUUCUCUCCCAAUAGGUCAACUGGCCUUGCAGUGUUUAAUAUUUUUUUUAAAAAAAAAGAGUAUUUAUACAUGGUUUGCGUCUCGGCUCGUCUGGGACAUAUGAGUUGAGGGGA
This is a messenger RNA of Panicum virgatum (switchgrass), 1263 nucleotides long. RefSeq lists its product as uncharacterized. Gene Ontology annotation, biological process: protein ubiquitination; modification-dependent protein catabolic process. NCBI's taxonomy places the organism in Eukaryota, Viridiplantae, Streptophyta, Magnoliopsida, Poales, Poaceae. Gene Ontology annotation, cellular component: cytoplasm; nucleus. The transcript has 2 exons. Gene Ontology annotation, molecular function: protein tag activity; ubiquitin protein ligase binding. Bases 121 to 1044 code for a protein of 307 amino acids. The record is from RefSeq and is a predicted model, not a curated record.